Messenger RNA from Triplophysa rosa, 1809 nucleotides. RefSeq names its product cleavage stimulation factor, 3' pre-RNA, subunit 1 (gene cstf1). Lineage: Eukaryota; Metazoa; Chordata; Actinopteri; Cypriniformes; Nemacheilidae. Gene Ontology annotation, molecular function: protein binding; RNA binding. Bases 118 to 1413 code for a protein of 431 amino acids. Gene Ontology annotation, cellular component: mRNA cleavage stimulating factor complex. Gene Ontology annotation, biological process: mRNA 3'-end processing. The transcript has 6 exons. The record is from RefSeq and is a predicted model, not a curated record.
AUUUGACGGGACUUUUAAUUUAUCCGGUAUAUUCCCAUAAUGCCACGUACGUCAUGACGUAAGACGCACAAAGCGUACCAGCAUCUCUGUUGAAUAGUGUGGAAUAAAGCAGCAGAGAUGUUUCGGCCCAAGCCCACACUGAAGGACAGACAGCAACUGUACAGGAUGAUCAUCAGCCAGCUGCUGUAUGAUGGCUACACGACCAUUGCCAACAGCCUGAUCAGUGAGGUCAAACCCCCGAGUGUGGUGUCUCCAUCAGAGCAGCUCAUGCAGCUGGCCAAAAUAGGAAUGGAGAACGAUGACAGCGCUGUGCAGUACGCCAUUGGUCGCUCUGAAACUGUGGCACCUGGUGUGGGAAUCGACCUGGAGUUUGAUGCAGACGUGCAGACCAUGUCUCCAGAAGCAUCCGAGUACGAGACCUGCUACGUGACUUCUCACAAGGGUCCGUGUCGUGUCGCCACUUACAGCCGCGAUGGCCAGCUCAUUGCGACGGGCUCUGCCGAUGCCUCGAUUAAGAUCCUGGACACGGAACGCAUGCUGGCCAAAAGUGCAAUGCCUCUGGAGGUGAUGAUGAACGAAACGGCCCAGCAGAAUAUGGAGAACCACCCUGUGAUCAGAACGUUGUACGAUCACGUGGAUGAAGUCACCUGUCUAUCUUUUCACCCGACCGAACAGAUCCUUGCCUCUGGCUCCCGUGACUACACCCUUAAACUUUUUGAUUAUUCAAAGCCAUCGGCCAAAAGAGCCUUCAAGCACAUACAGGAAGCUGAAAUGUUGCGCUCCAUCUCAUUCCACCCAUCUGGAGAUUUCCUACUGGUGGGCACGCAGCACCCCACCCUGCGCCUUUACGAUGUCAACACCUUUCAGUGUUUCGUGUCCUGCAACCCUCUGGAUCAGCAUACAGACACCAUCUGCGGAGUCUGCUACAAUCCCAGCGCUAACAGCUACGUCACCUGCAGCAAAGACGGAAGCAUCAAGCUGUGGGAUGGGGUGUCAAACCGAUGUGUGACCACCUUUGAGAAAGCGCACGAUGGCGCCGAGGUCUGUUCGGCGGUCUUCUCCAAGAACUCCAAGUAUAUUCUGUCAAGCGGAAAAGAUUCUAUCGCCAAGCUAUGGGAAAUUUCCACAGGCCGGACUUUGGUGAAGUACACAGGCGCUGGGCUCAGUGGUCGACAAACACACCGCACUCAGGGUGUCUUCAACCACACAGAGGACUACGUGCUGCUGCCGGACGAGCGAACCAUCAGUCUGUGCUGCUGGGACUCACGAACAGCCGAGAGGAAGAACUUGCUCUCACUGGGCCACAAUAACAUAGUGCGCUGCAUCGUACACUCGCCCACCAACCCGGGAUUCAUGACCUGCAGCGACGACUUCAGAGCUCGAUUCUGGUAUCGCCGCACCACAACUGACUAAGACACUUGUUUUGAGAUAAGAUAAGAAUGAGUUCAGCUGAUCCCAAUUCAGAUAUCCACAGUGUGUUGUCAAAAGACUUGACAGGCUUUGUCAUCAAGACUGCAUUUUUUAAAGGCGUCAAGAAGAUAGUUGCCUAUGAAUUGAUUGGGUACCUUGAUGUAACUGUUGGAUAGUUUUGUUUUACAAAUAACAAUUAGAGAUGUGCACUUUUGCAUUUUUACAUGUUCAAUUCAAGACCAUUUAGUAACAAUCUAUACAUUGAGCCAUAAUGUUGGCAUUUGUUGUGUACAUUUUAUUGAGAGCAUUUGUUGUGUAGAUGACUAGAAAGUUCAAUCUUUUUUUACUUUCAGUUGCAAUAAUGUGCUCUUUGUUUUAUAUUAAAAGGCUCUUGGAGAA